Molecule: messenger RNA, 3196 nt
Organism: Sapajus apella (tufted capuchin)
Lineage: Eukaryota; Metazoa; Chordata; Mammalia; Primates; Cebidae
Gene: ALOX12B
Product: arachidonate 12-lipoxygenase, 12R type
Exons: 15
Coding region: 998-3103 (701 amino acids)
Biological process (GO): lipid oxidation; linoleic acid metabolic process
Cellular component (GO): perinuclear region of cytoplasm
Molecular function (GO): protein binding; arachidonate 12(S)-lipoxygenase activity; iron ion binding
Source: RefSeq, a predicted model, not a curated record
UCUCUUGACCUCGUGAUCCGCCUGCCUUGGCCUCCCAAAGUGCUGGGAUUACAGACGUGAGACAUCACACCUAGCUAUUUAACUUAAUUCUUAUGCCCCAGAUUUCACUGUGUCUUCUAAUUUUUAAUUUUCUUUUGUCUUCUGAUUUUGUAUCCAACUCCAAUCCCUCCCCAGCGGAUCUGGCCCCGCAGGAAGCAACAGAUCUCCUCCUCCUACUCUGAUCAUUCCUCCCCGCAGUGUCUCUAGGUCUCUCUGCACCCAUGUGGUCCCAGAGCCCUAGCUUCAACACCUCCCACCCUUCCUGUCACAGCCUCUGGGCCCUGCGGCAGAAGGAUGGGCCGGCUUUCUCACUGCCGCUACCACCUGCCCCAUUCCCAGGAGGAAUGGCCGGGCAGCCAGCCGGCUGUGCAGCAAGUUAGUGCCCCUCCCCCUUCUCUGCCCCGCCCACCAGUAGCCUCAGAACCAAUGCAGGUCACACUGCCCAGGGCCCUGCUUAGCAGGGGUUCCUGGCACUGCAGUCAAUGGGGACUGGCAGGAGGAAAGAGCUUAUUAGUCUGAUAAAGAUCUGGGGCCCCACCCUGCCCCUUCCCCCAACUUCCCUGGGGCCCUGGCUCAGGCUGGACUGGCUCCCCCACCCUGAAGGCGCCUUCAUCGGGGCGUCUUCCAUCCGCCCUUUCAGAGGCAGGCCCAGUGCCCUGCCUGCUUUUCCUCCCUGCCAGCUCCCAGAGGGCUCAGAGCCCAGAAACCUGCUCACUUGCCACCAGCUGGGCCCUGCCUGGGCCUUCCCAGCACGCAUCCCGGCCGCCAAGGGCAGCAGCUUUUCCAGGAUUUGGCCGCAGGCCCAGUCACCCCAACUCGCCACCUCACCACUCUACCUUGGAGGCUGGCCCUGUCCACUCCACUCUGUGCCUGGCUUCCCUUGCCUGCCUUGGGUCUCUGUGUGGCCCCUCCACGGUGUCCAGGACUGAGUGUCCCUCUUGCCUCCUGAAGAUCAGCCAUGGCCACCUACAAAGUCAAGGUGGCCACAGGCACCGACCUCCUGUCAGGAACACUGGACUCCAUCUCACUGACCAUUGUGGGGACCCAAGGAGAGAGCCAUAAGCAGCUGUUGAAUCACUUUGGGAGAGACUUUGCAACCGGGGCGGUGGACCAGUACACCGUGCAGUGCCCGCAGGACCUGGGGGAACUCAUCAUCAUCCGCCUUCACAAAGAACGCUAUUCCUUCUUCCCCAAAGACCCUUGGUACUGCAACUACGUGCAGAUCUGUGCCCCCAACGGCCGUAUCUACCACUUCCCUGCCUACCAGUGGAUGGAUGGCUACGAGACCCUGUCACUCCGGGAGGCCACAGGAAAGACAACAGCAGAUGACUCACUCCCCAUCCUCCUGGAGCACAGACGAGAGGAGAUCAGAGCCAAGCAGGACUUCUACCACUGGCAGGUCUUUGUUCCUGGCCUGCCCAACUAUGUGCACAUUCCCAGUUACCGUCCUCCGGUCCGAAGGCAUCGCAACCGAAACCGGCCAGAGUGGAAUGGUUAUAUUCCAGGAUUUCCAAUUCUUAUCAACUUUAAGGCCACCAAGUUCCUAAACUUAAAUCUCCGCUACUCCUUCCUCAAGACAGCCUCCUUCUUCACCCGCCUGGGGCCCAUGGCACUGGCUUUCAAAGUCCGCGGCCUGUUGGACUGCAAACAUUCGUGGAAGAGACUGAAGGAUAUUAAGAAAAUUUUCCCUGGCAAGAAGUCUGUUGUCGCUGAGUACGUGGCAGAGCACUGGGCCGAGGACACCUUCUUUGGGUACCAGUACCUCAACGGCGUCAACCCAGGCCUGAUCCGCCGCUGCACGCGGAUCCCAGACAAGUUCCCCGUCACAGACGACAUGGUGGCCCCAUUCCUGGGCGAGGGAACGUGCUUGCAAGCGGAGCUGGAGAAGGGGAACAUUUACCUGGCCGACUACCGCAUCAUGGAGGGCUUCCCCACCGUCGAGCUCAGCGGCCGGAAGCAGCACCACUGCGCCCCCCUCUGCCUGCUGCACUUCGGGCCCGAGGGCAAGAUGAUGCCCAUCGCCAUCCAGCUCAGCCAAACCCCUGGGCCGGAUUGCCCCAUCUUCCUGCCCAGCGAUUCUGAGUGGGACUGGCUGCUGGCCAAGACAUGGGUGCGCUAUGCGGAGUUCUACAGCCACGAGGCCAUUGCCCACCUACUGGAGACCCACCUCAUUGCCGAGGCCUUCGGCCUGGCCAUGCUGAGGAACCUGCCCAUGUGCCACCCCCUCUACAAGCUCCUCAUCCCCCAUAUCCGAUACACUGUCCAGAUCAACAGCAUUGGCCGGGCUGUUCUCCUCAAUGAGGGGGGGCUCUCUGCCAAGGGCAUGUCUCUGGGAGUGGAGGGCUUUGCUGGGGUGAUGGUGCGGGCUCUGUCGGAGCUCACCUAUGACAGCCUCUACCUCCCCAAUGACUUUGUGGAGCGUGGGGUCCAGGACCUGCCUGGAUAUUACUACCGCGACGACAGCUUGGCAGUGUGGAAUGCGCUGGAGAGGUAUGUGACGGAGAUGAUCACCUAUUAUUACCCGUGUGACGCAGCCGUGGAGGGUGACCCAGAAUUGCAGUCCUGGGUGCAGGAGAUAUUUAAGGAGUGCCUUCUAGGGCGUGAGAGCUCAGGCUUCCCCACGUGCUUGCGAACCGUGCCUGAGCUGAUCCGAUAUGUCACCAUAGUCAUCUACACCUGCUCUGCUAAGCACGCUGCUGUCAACACAGGCCAGAUGGAGUUCACCGCCUGGAUGCCCAACUUCCCAGCAUCCAUGCGGAAUCCACCGAUGCAGGCGAAGGGGCUGACCACUCUGGAGACCUUCAUGGACACGUUGCCGGACGUGAAGACGACGUGCAUCACGCUGCUGGUGCUCUGGACCCUCAGCCGGGAGCCUGAUGACAGGCGCCCCCUGGGCCACUUCCCAGAUAUCCACUUCGUGGAGGAGGCCCCGCGGAGGAGCAUAGAGGCAUUCCGCCAGCGUCUGAACCAGAUCUCGCACGCCAUCCGCCAGCGCAACAAGUGCCUCCCCAUCCCCUACUACUACCUGGACCCGGUGCUGAUUGAGAACAGCAUUUCCAUUUAGGAUUGCCCUUCCCGUCUCGCCUCUCCCCACACUGUGCCCUCCUAUUUUCAAAAUAACUACAAAAAACGAAAAAACCAAAACACCCCCCAAAAA